Molecule: messenger RNA, 2790 nt
Organism: Grammomys surdaster
Lineage: Eukaryota; Metazoa; Chordata; Mammalia; Rodentia; Muridae
Gene: Set
Product: SET nuclear proto-oncogene
Exons: 9
Coding region: 238-1107 (289 amino acids)
Biological process (GO): nucleosome assembly
Cellular component (GO): nucleus; chromatin
Molecular function (GO): histone binding; chromatin binding
Source: RefSeq, a predicted model, not a curated record
UUUUUUUCCAACAUUCAUCUGUCGCUCCAAGUGGCGAUCUGCAGGCAGGGAAGGAGUCUAGCCAAACUCACGAGUUGGGUGGGGGUUGGGAAGAGUGAAAAGAAUGUUCCAGGAUGAGGGCGGCUGCGAGGCCGACUUAAACCUCCCGCACCUGAGGCCGCCUCAGUUCCUGCGAGUUUCUUCCUGCUGUGAACAUCGGGGCUCUGGCCUCUGUCUCCCGGCCACCUCCCUCGCGCCAUGGCCCCGAAGCGGCAAUCUGCGAUCCUGCCUCAGCCCAAGAAACCCAGACCGGCUGCUGCUCCGAAGCUGGAGGACAAGUCGGCCUCUCCGGGCCUGCCGAAGGGAGAAAAAGAACAGCAAGAAGCAAUUGAACAUAUUGAUGAAGUGCAAAAUGAAAUAGACAGACUUAAUGAACAAGCCAGUGAGGAAAUUUUGAAAGUAGAACAAAAAUAUAACAAACUUCGCCAACCAUUUUUUCAGAAGAGGUCAGAAUUGAUCGCCAAAAUCCCAAAUUUUUGGGUAACAACAUUUGUCAACCAUCCACAAGUGUCUGCACUGCUUGGGGAGGAAGACGAGGAGGCUCUGCAUUAUUUGACCAGAGUUGAAGUGACAGAAUUUGAAGACAUUAAAUCAGGUUACAGAAUAGAUUUUUAUUUUGAUGAAAAUCCUUACUUUGAAAAUAAAGUUCUCUCCAAAGAAUUUCAUCUGAAUGAGAGUGGUGACCCGUCUUCAAAGUCCACCGAGAUCAAAUGGAAAUCUGGAAAGGAUUUGACAAAACGCUCAAGUCAAACGCAGAAUAAGGCCAGCAGGAAGAGACAGCAUGAAGAGCCAGAGAGCUUCUUUACCUGGUUUACUGACCAUUCUGACGCAGGUGCUGACGAGUUAGGAGAGGUCAUCAAAGAUGAUAUUUGGCCAAAUCCCUUGCAGUACUAUUUGGUUCCCGAUAUGGAUGAUGAAGAAGGAGAGGCAGAAGAUGAUGAUGAUGAUGAUGAAGAGGAGGAAGGGUUGGAAGAUAUUGAUGAAGAAGGAGAUGAGGAUGAAGGGGAAGAAGAUGACGAUGAGGAUGAAGGGGAAGAAGGAGAGGAGGAUGAAGGCGAGGACGACUAGCACAGAAGAUUGAUGGAUUCCAACCUUUUUUAUUUUCUUUUUAUUUUUUAAUUUUCUCCAGUCCCUGGGAGCAAGUUGCAGUCCUUUCCGCCCUGUCCCUCUGUGCUCAGUUGCCCUGUUUUUGAGGUCUCAACAUCAUGGUUCUCAACUAAUUUGGGAAAAAAUAUCUUGAGCAAAUACAACAAGAAAAGAAUAUCCAUGUUUCUGUUCUAAAUUCAUUUUUAUCCUUUCUUGUCUCAAAAACUUGUGGAUCCAACACCACCACCAUGCUCUGGGAGAAAAACAAAAGCCUUCCAGUUCCCUUGGCUCUGCUGGGGGCUGGAGGGUGCUAGGCCCCUGGGUAGUAGUGUAUAGAAUUCUAGCUUUUUUUCUUUUCUCUGUGUAUUGGGCUCAGAGAUUACACUGUGUCUCUAUGUGAAUGCAGACAGUUAGCAUUUACCAACACAUACCUGUCUACUUUCUCUUGUUUAAUAAAAAAAAAAAAAGAAAAAAAAGGGGGGGUAUAGACGGUGAGCAAGGGUGGGUUUGAGGUGUCGGGGGGUAGGUGGGCAUCUGACAACACGGCUUCUCCUUUGGCAUGUUUAAUUGUGAUGUUUAACAGACAUCCUUGCAGUUUAAGGUGACACUUUUAAAAUAAAAUUCUCUCCUGACGAUGACUUGAGCCCUGCUACUCAGUGGGAGAAUCAGCAGAACCUGGAGGGUUUUAUUUGGAGUUGACAUUUUCUGUUGUAACUUUAUUUUUUUUCUUUUUCGGUUUUCACUGGAAGGAAAAAGAUGCUCAUUUUAAUUGUUGAAGUGUACAAGUUGCUUUGUUACAAUAAAACCAAUGUGGACACAAAGGGCCUGAUGCCUUUCUGUCAGAUCAAGUGGACACAAAGGACCUGAUGCCUUUCUGUCAGACGCUCAACAGACCUUCCAAGUUUGACCUGCGUAAUGAUAUCAUGUCAAACUUUUUCUCCCUAAAUUCGUAUUUUUUGAUACGCACUUUGCAGGAUGACCUCAGGGCUGUGCAGAUUGAGUUGGAGGGAUUUGAAUCAUGUCUUAACGUCUCUGUAACUGGGCACAGCUUGCUGCCGUGGACUUGUACCCUUGAUUUCUUUUUUUAAUCUCAAUUUGGCAUUUUUUUGUUUUGUUUUCUAAAAAAAAAAAAUGAGCCUUUAUUUACCUGGACCUCAUGGCAGCGCCUGCUCCUGCAGUCACUGACCUGUUGCUCUCUGCCAUUUACGGACAGCUACUGGUGUGUCUUCAUUGGCAGUAUGAACUGGCCAAGAAGGUGGGCUGUCAGGGUAAGCAGUGAGGUGGUCGGUAGUGACUGUCACAGGUAUGGAACGGAAGCUCUCAGAUGUGACUCUGGGUAGAUGAAGAACUGUCUGCUCACACCAUUGUGCAGAGAAUAAUGAAUGGUUCAGGGAGCUACCUGAUGCAUAAGCCUUUUAAUGCUGUAAAAUAGAGCUAAAGUUAAAUGCCACUUUUUCAGAGAUGAUUAAUGGACAGCCUGGUCAAAUUCAAAGCUUUCUGAUGUAUAAAACUUUAUAAAUGGAACUACUCCAUCAAUAGGCAACGUGUAACCAAAAUCUGUCUAGAUGGAUAGUGUGUAAUUUCUGCACAGGACUGUUUAGUAAAUACAUCACUGUAUACGUCAGGAAUCUUGCUCCAAUAAAGGAACAUAAAGAUUUUUUUUUG